Messenger RNA from Homo sapiens (human), 1692 nucleotides. It is a transcript of the gene KRT28, whose product is annotated as keratin 28. Gene Ontology annotation, molecular function: structural molecule activity. Bases 67 to 1461 code for a protein of 464 amino acids. NCBI's taxonomy places the organism in Eukaryota, Metazoa, Chordata, Mammalia, Primates, Hominidae. Gene Ontology annotation, cellular component: cytosol; cytoplasm. The transcript has 8 exons. The record is from RefSeq and is marked reviewed.
AUGAUAUUCUGUUCUCUUGGGACAUUACAGUUUUGCAUAGACAAGGUGAACAUUUCUCAAAACACCAUGUCUCUCCAAUUUUCUAAUGGAUCCAGGCAUGUUUGCUUAAGGUCUGGAGCUGGAUCUGUCAGACCCCUCAAUGGAGGUGCAGGCUUUGCAGGCAGCAGUGCAUGUGGUGGCUCUGUUGCUGGAAGUGAAUUUUCCUGUGCCUUGGGAGGGGGCUUGGGCAGUGUUCCUGGUGGGAGCCAUGCUGGUGGUGCCCUUGGAAAUGCUGCUUGUAUUGGCUUUGCUGGAAGCGAAGGGGGACUCCUCUCUGGAAAUGAGAAGGUGACCAUGCAAAAUCUUAAUGACCGCUUGGCAUCCUACCUGGAUAAUGUGCGAGCUCUGGAGGAGGCAAAUGCUGAAUUAGAGAGAAAAAUCAAGGGUUGGUAUGAAAAAUACGGACCUGGAUCUUGCCGUGGACUUGAUCAUGACUAUAGCAGAUAUCACCUAACAAUUGAGGAUCUUAAGAAUAAGAUUAUCUCCUCCACUACUACUAAUGCUAAUGUCAUUCUGCAGAUUGAUAAUGCCAGACUGGCUGCUGAUGAUUUCAGGCUAAAGUAUGAAAAUGAGCUCACCCUUCACCAAAACGUAGAGGCCGACAUCAACGGAUUACGGCGAGUCCUGGACGAGCUGACGCUCUGCAGGACCGACCAGGAGCUGCAAUAUGAGUCUCUGAGUGAGGAGAUGACAUAUCUCAAAAAGAACCACGAAGAGGAGAUGAAGGCUCUGCAGUGCGCGGCUGGGGGCAACGUGAACGUGGAGAUGAACGCGGCCCCGGGGGUAGACCUCGCGGUUUUGUUGAACAACAUGCGAGCGGAGUACGAAGCCCUUGCAGAGCAGAACCGCAAGGACGCGGAGGCCUGGUUCAAUGAGAAGAGCGCCUCGCUGCAGCAACAGAUCUCCCACGACUCAGGCGCAGCCACUUUCGCCCGGAGCCAGCUCACCGAGAUGAGGCGCACCCUGCAGACCCUGGAGAUCCAGCUGCAGUCCCUGAUGGCCACGAAACACUCCCUGGAGUGCUCCUUGACAGAGACCGAGAGCAACUACUGUACGCAGCUGGCGCAGAUCCAGGCUCAGAUCGGGGCCCUGGAGGAGCAGCUGCACCAGGUCAGAACCGAGACCGAGGGCCAGAAGCUGGAGUAUGAGCAUCUCCUCGAUGUCAAGGUCCACUUGGAAAAAGAAAUUGAGACCUACUGCCGCCUGAUAGAUGGAGAUGGAAAUUCAUGCUCCAAAUCAAAGGGCUUUGGAUCAGGAAGCCCUGGGAAUUCAUCUAAAGAUUUAUCCAAAACCACACUGGUAAAGACAGUGGUUGAAGAGCUAGAUCAACGUGGUAAAGUUCUUUCAUCAAGGAUUCACUCCAUUGAAGAAAAGACAUCUAAAAUGACCAACGGCAAGACAGAACAAAGGGUUCCUUUCUAGCUGUCAUUUUAGAGAAAAGAAUAAUUUGGGAAAGGAUCCUGUACAAUUGCAUUAUUCUAAAUAUCAGAGAGAAUAUACACACUUUUUACUUUUAAAGAUACAUUACUUAGCAAAAAUACCUGUUUUCUUAGUUUUACAGGAUAUUGAGUGUUUGUUUCCAAUAAAUAAAAAAGUUGAUGUGCAUUCAUUUCCAUUCACUGAUGACUAAUAAAUAACUAUUUGUGAUUUUUU